Molecule: messenger RNA, 2335 nt
Organism: Exaiptasia diaphana
Lineage: Eukaryota; Metazoa; Cnidaria; Anthozoa; Actiniaria; Aiptasiidae
Product: laccase-4
Exons: 10
Coding region: 72-2099 (675 amino acids)
Biological process (GO): iron ion transport
Cellular component (GO): plasma membrane
Molecular function (GO): oxidoreductase activity; copper ion binding
Source: RefSeq, a predicted model, not a curated record
AAUUUUCAAGUUCAAAGAUAUGUACCGGUAAGAUAUGCGAAUAUCGCUUUAUCAUCCGCGAAGCCCUCACAAUGACCUAUGCUACAAAGAACACAAAGGAACGAGAUGAAACCUACAAUGUAAGAAUAGCUGAAAAUGGCAGUUUGGAGCUAUUUCCAAAUGACUAUCAUAGACAGGUUCCUGACAUAGUUGUUCCAGCUGACAAGGUACAUACAGUGGACGGUCAUACGAGAACUAUUAUAACAAUCAACGACCAAUUUCCUGGACCUGCCAUCGAGGUCAUGCAAGGAGCUCAGGUAGUGGUAACAGUGUUGAAUGAACUUCAACUUGACGGUCUUACGAUUCAUUUCCAUGGCAUUCACAUGAAAUACAACCCUUGGAUGGAUGGAACUGCGCAUGUCUCGCAAUGUCCCAUUGGGCCUAAACAAAGCUUUCAGUACCGAUUUGUUGCCAAUCCAGCAGGWACGCACUGGUAUCAUUCACAUUUAGAGGCACARCGAGCUGACGGCUUGUUUGGACCAUUGAUUGUUCACAGAUCAAGUAUUCCAAGUCUUCCAUACUCCUCAAUGAUGAUUCAUGAUUGGUAUUCUAUGAUGUCAAGUGAAAUCCUYCUCAGAAGCCCUUUUUUCCUUCCCACCCCGGGACCUGGAGAUGUAUUUAGAGACCGCUAUACCCGAAAUUAUCUAUUUGACGGAUCUGAGUCAACUGCUCUUCAAUACCGGUCAAGUCUCAUAAAUGGUAAAGGAAGACAUGGAAACAACAGCGCACCUCUCAGCAUAUUCACUGUCAAACAGGGCCAGAAACAUCGCUUUCAUGUGAUAUUUGCAAGCCUAGAGUAUUAUCAUAGCUUUUCAAUAGACCAACACAAACUGACAGUUAUCGAGUCGGAUGGCCACCCCGUCAAACCGGUCACCGUGRACUCUCUCAUCGGAUAUAUGGGGGAACGUUAUGUUGUCGAGAUCACUGCCAACCAGUCCGUAGGUCAAUACUGGAUUAGAGGCACAGUCAUGAAAACGGGUAAAAGCCGACACCCAGUACCUGAAGGGAGGGAAGACGAGGUGCUAGCGGUUUUGCGGUACAAAGAGGGAACACAUUAUGGCGAGCCGAAGACGAGUUCAAGUGAUUGCACUAGAGAUGAUCCAUGUAAAGUUCUCAAUUGUGCUUGGACAAACUACAAUAAAGCRUGGUACCCUAACCGUGUUUGCAUCCCAUUAAAUGAUCUCAGACACGAUACUAGUGUGGAAGUAAACCAAGAGAAUCUUAACGGAAGUGACGUCAGAGAGAUAUUUCUUAACCUCGAUUUCCCGAUAGGAUCGUCAAUUAAUCACCAUAGACACGUGUUUCCCCGAGGAGCGCUAUUUCAAGAGCCAAGCACGUGGGGAAUUACGCCCUGUACACGURAUUGUACUGAAAAAGGUUGCUUGUGUACUCACGUGAUCAAUCUCCCAGCCAAUCGAAUCAUUCAGUUGGUAAUGACGUCGAACAGAAGGGCRAUUGGCAAUGAAGAUGUAGUGCUUCCCAUGCAUCACCCUAUUCAUCUCCAUGGAUACAGUUUCCAGGUUGUCAAGAUUGGUUUCGCCAUUGCUAGUAAUCAAACAGGUAGAAUAGAACAACCCAACCCAGACAUCGUAUGCCAAAAUGAUAUCUGCAGUCAACAACACUGGUCACCGGGCCAACCCGAAGGRCUCAACUUCAAGGACCCACCGGUAAAAGAUACUGUGAUUGUUCCUGCCUGGGGGUAUACGGUAGUACGGUUUCGUACAGAUAACCCGGGAUACUGGCUUCUCCAUUGCCACCAGCUACUUCACCACAUGGAAGGAAUGGCUCUCAUCUUCAACGUUUCUUCUGGAAUUCCGCCAGCACCCAAGGAUUUCCCUACAUGUCAGGACUUCAGCAUGAAUAAAGAAGAGUUUGACUUCAUGUUAGAGUAUAAUCAGCAAUGUGCUAUUCGAGGCGGCUGUGGACAGCAAGUGAGCAGAGCCAAAGCAAAUGCUGGUCUCCCGAUACUGAUACUGGUAAUGUUAUGUAUAUCAGGUAUAGGCAUGAUGAUGYUGGCAAUAUCAAUUACAAUUGCUUUAUUUGUCACAUUGAUAUGCUAGUUCAGUUCUGAAAAUCUAAUACAUGGACUCAAAGCACAGUGACACACAAAACACCCUAAACAUAACAAUGACAUGUUGCUAUUGAUGUGUUUUGGUAUUGUGAAAUAAAAUUAAAUAAACAACCAGCUAUCUCAUACUUUGUUCUGCUAUUUCAAUUUCAAUCAAUUGUGUUUCUUAGACUACCAUUUGGAUUGCAAAAUCAAGUUCAUAAGUUUCCAACAAAACUGCAGGACGGU